AUGGCUCUGAGCAUUCAUAAACAGUCAUCUUUGUCUUCCGUCUUCCUCUACACUCUUCUUGUCUUCCUCCACCGAUCAUUAACCGUCUCGGCAGUGCCGAUUGGAUCACUCGACACUACUACCGUAUUUGCGAAACGGGGCCCGGACGGUGAAUCAGAUGCAAGUGACGGCAACGAAAAUGAACGUAAGAACAUUAUACAAUUGGUCGUCAUUAUGCUUGUUGUAGCAGCUGUUCUAGGCAGCUUACUUGCUGGAUGGUCUGGUAUUAAAUGGAUUAUGAGAAGGAGGGCUGACAAGAUUCAGCAUCAGGCAGAUUUCACCAAUUCAACGGAAACCUCCCGCAUGACGCCGCUCGAAACAAUCGAUCUUACUCCACCAUCGCCAUCCCAUAUAAAAUCAUCACGUUCAUCGCGCUGUUCCGAUACUUGGGAACGGUAUUUGAACAUGAUUCAAACGCCUGCUAGACUAAACCAAGCUGUUAAAGCGAUGAAGAGUCAAAACCCAGGUCGAUGGAAUAAAAUCAAGGAUGAUAUGGAAGAAAGCAAGGACGGAAGUUUUUAA
Messenger RNA from Paraglomus occultum, 561 nucleotides. The record is from the annotation of a GenBank genome assembly. NCBI's taxonomy places the organism in Eukaryota, Fungi, Glomeromycota, Glomeromycetes, Paraglomerales, Paraglomeraceae.